This is a messenger RNA of Pseudonaja textilis, 412 nucleotides long. The record is from RefSeq and is a predicted model, not a curated record. NCBI's taxonomy places the organism in Eukaryota, Metazoa, Chordata, Lepidosauria, Squamata, Elapidae.
AUGGCCGCCUUAGCCAGCUCCCUGAUCCGGCAGAAACGGGAGAUCCGCGAUCCGGUCGCCAGCCGGCCGGUUUCCACCCAGCGGAAAGUCUGCCCGCGAGGGACCAAAUCCUUAUGCCAGAAACAGCUUUUAAUCCUCAUUUCCAAAGUCCGGCUCUGCGGGGGUAGGAAAGGCCGGCUGGAGAAACCCCCAGAUCCGCAGCUGAAGGGCAUCAUCACCAAACUCUUCUGCCAGCAUGGCUACUACCUGCAAGCGCACCCGGAUGGCAGCAUCGAGGGCACACGGGAAGACGGCAGCGGGUUCACCUUCUUCAAUCUGAUUCCUGUGGGGCUCCGAGUAGUAGCCAUACAGAGUACCACGUCCGGACAAUAUGUCGCCAUGAACACCGAGGGCUACCUCUACAGCUCCGUGA